Messenger RNA from Pygocentrus nattereri (red-bellied piranha), 4917 nucleotides. It is a transcript of the gene ttc7a, whose product is annotated as tetratricopeptide repeat domain 7A. Gene Ontology annotation, molecular function: protein binding. NCBI's taxonomy places the organism in Eukaryota, Metazoa, Chordata, Actinopteri, Characiformes, Serrasalmidae. Gene Ontology annotation, biological process: protein localization to plasma membrane; phosphatidylinositol phosphate biosynthetic process. The coding region runs from base 55 to 2604 and encodes 849 amino acids. The record is from RefSeq and is a predicted model, not a curated record. The transcript is spliced from 20 exons. Gene Ontology annotation, cellular component: plasma membrane.
UGUGCAGUGACUCCACUGGUGUCAGGAGACUACGGACACAGAGACAUAGCCGGGAUGUCGUCCAGGAUAUCUUUCUCUCAGUACCGACUGGAGGCGGAGAUUGAGCGCUGCCGUGCCGAGUGCCAGUGGGAUAAGAUCCCGCCUCUGCUGGAGCAGCUGGCAGCAGCUCGGCUGCAUGAACAAGAUGACUAUGGGACGCUGCUAUUGGCUGAGGCUCUGUUGGAGGAGUGUCUGCUGGAGAACGUGACUUUACUGAAGACCUCCACGCCCCUGUCUGACCAAACUCAGCCCAAACUAGCCAAAGCCAAAGCCCACCUCAACAGCCUACUGAGCAGAGGACGUCUGGAGCCACAUUACCUGAAUGAGGCUCUUCUCCUGCUGGCCAAAGUACACUAUGUACAGGGUCGCUACCGGGACGCCCAGGGAAUGUGUGCCCGAGCUGGCAUUGAAGAAUUCACACGUGACGAACAGCCCAUUUACCAUCUGCGCCUGCUAGCAGAGGCCUUCGUCAUCAAAGGUCUGUCUCUGGACCAUCAGACCGUGUCUGCUGCUUCACGCGUUCGUCUCUCUGAGAGGGAGGAGGAGUGUUUGUCCUGUUAUCUCCGGGCCUGUGAUACAGCACUCCUCUACCUGCAAGAGCUAGACAAGACUGUUAGCACACCAAGCGCCAAGACAGCCAAAAGCAGCAUAUCAUCUCCUCCAGUAGAGGUGGACCCAGGCUAUUUCCUACAGGCUGCUCUCCAGAGUGCAUACCUGUGCCUACUGCACAAAGGUCACUUGGCUCAGGGGACUCACCAGUUGCGUCGGGUUAUGAGAGUGAUGGAGAGUCGUGGCUCUCGUAGCUUUCGGAAGGGAGUAUCGAGGAAGCUUGCUGAGGUCUUGCUGAGCUCGGUCAGUGAGGACAGUUACUGGGGGCCGCUGUCCACCCCACCCCCGACCUGGCUGCAUAUGGAAGGGGCCACUCAUCCGAAAGAAACCAUUUACCCCUCCUCCAGACCACCACAGCGCUACAGCACAGAAGGAGCGUUCUGUCCGCAGGACGUGGUGGAAGAGGCUGUGCUCCUGCUGCUCAUCACUGAAUCAAUGGCCAGUGGAGAAGCAGUGAUCAGCCGCACGCCGGAGCACCAGGAGGCGCGGGAGGCUAGCAUUCAGGAGGCCUCCUCUGUGUAUGACAUGCUCAGCAUUGGCAUGGCCAGGAGGGGACAGUAUGCCAUGCUGUCUCAGUGUUUGGAGCGGGCCAUGAAGUUCUCCUUUAAUGAGUUUCACCUCUGGUACCAGCUGGGUUUGUCUCUCAUGGCUAGUGGAAAGGCUGAAGGGGCAGUAUCCGUGUUUAAAGAGUGUGCCAGAAUGAAACCUCAGGACCCCACGCCACCACUGUUGGCAGCUAAAGUGUGCAUCAACCAGCUGCACUGGAUAGAGGAGGCUGAAGCUCUUGCACAAAGUGUGGUUGCUUUGGGAGAAGGAGCUGAAGAGUCCCUUGCCAGAGCUCACUUGGCAAUCGGCCUGUGCUGUAGUCUACGGGCUUCAGACGCCACGCUGAAAGGUGACCGGGAUGAGUUCAACAGAAGAGCUUUACAAGCCCUGCAGACAGCACAUGAAGUGGACCCCCAGGACCCUCAGAUUGCCCUCUAUCUUUCUCUUCAGCUUGCCUUGGUGCGACAGGUGUCAGCAGCGAUGGAGCCUCUGCAGUUGGCUCUGCGUCUGCGCAGUGAAGACCUGCACUCCUUGCACCUGCUGGCUCUCUUGCUCAGUGCCCAAAAACACUACCAACACGCCCUCGACACUCUGACAGUCGCCCUCAACCAAUAUCCCGAGAACUUCAAUCUACUCUUUACUAAAGUGAAACUGGAGGAGGCUCUAUUCGGUCCUGCUGUUGCUCUGCAGACAUGUGAGGACAUGCUUCAAUUGUGGCAGAGCCGCUACGACUUUGCCCGGCCCAGUGAGGUUGAUGACAGUAGCAGUAUCCCUCCUCCCGAGCCAAGCCCAAUAAGCAGAAAGUCCAGCGGCUUACACCUCACUCUACCAGACUUCCAGGAGACAGAAACCGGAUCUCAGAGCGCCCCGUCUCUGGCCGUGUCUCGGCUGGAACAGGCCAUGUCUGAGGUGUCUGCCAUCAGCUCCACCCACAGGCAGGGCCCCGCCUACAUCUGGACCACCCUGGAGCGUAUCUGGCUGCAGGCAGGGGAGCUGUUCAUGGCGGACGGGCGAGUGAAAGAGGCACAGUUCUGUGUUCAGGAGGCAGCAGCGCUCUUUCCCACCUCCCACUCAGUGCUGCUCCUGAAGGGCCAGCUGGCUGAGCUCAGAGGCAAUGAUGCUGAGGCCAAAAGUCUGUAUGAUGAAGCCCUGGCCAUCAACCCCACAGGACAACACAUAUUAAUACACAUGGGUAAGCUGUUGGUUCGUACAGGGCGGGUUGGUCUGGGGGAGAAGGUUUUGCGGGAUGCUGUGCAGGCCCACAGCGUGUCCCAUGAGGCGUGGAGUGGCUUGGGUGAGGCGCUGCAGAGCCGGGCCAGCACUCAGGCACCUGAUUGCUUCCUCACCGCGCUGGAGCUGGAAGCCAGCUGCCCCAUCAGACCCUUCACAGUCAUCCCCAGAGAACUCUGAGAACACCCUGAGGGGAACGCAUUCAUACACAUGCACUGACACAUAUAUUCAAACAUGCACAUUUUAUGAAUGACAUACUUUGUCCCUGUUUUCUGUCCCCAUUUUCUCGUAUGUCUCUUACUGUCGUAUGUCUCAAUUUUUCUGAUGUCUAAGAUUUAUUCGGAAGACAUCUCAGAAUUACUGAUCAUAGCUGAUAUCUUUUUGCAUUAUUGAGUUAUUCUACAAUCUGCAGAUAUGUAUGCAAAUAUUUGGGUACUCCUGGUCUAAUUACAUUUUGUUGAUUUUCUGUGUGAAAAUAUGUUCCUUUAUAGAACACAUAUAGAGCACAUUCUGCACAUUUUUUAAAAUUUAACAUAAUAGAAUAUAAGAACAUAUAUAUACAAUAUAAGAACAAAAAAAACAUAAAAUGUGGUCCGUGAAAAAGUUAUGGCACGCUUUAUUUUAUGUUUUUUUUUUUGUGAUAUGUUAAACUCAGCAAAUGCAUGAAGAUAGUUCAAGAAUAGCAGAAUGCAGUAUGUGAAUUUCCUUGUAAAGGAUGUGUUUAUUUUCACUUUAAAAGUCACCAAAAAGUAAUUUGACCAGGGGUGUUCAAACUUUUGCAACAAAUUUAAAUGCACAUCCUCCAAUAAAUCUUUUACCCUCAUGCUGGCACACAUAUUUGACGUAUUUAUGUGGCACACAACUGCACAAACAAUCUCUUUGUGUUGGCGUGAACAACAACCACUCAGUGUAAAAAUGACUGACACAUACCAAAGACUGUGCUGCGCUGCUCACGGACAAAUACUGCAAUCAUUAACUUAAAAUGCUGUAUUAUUUGUAUUUUAGAUUGUUUAUUCAAACAUCAUUACUUUCCAUAAAGAGUGAUUCCGAGAGCCUCUCUCAUUGCGUGUGUCUAAUUCGCUCUCAUUCGUUCCACGCCAGUGUCCACAGCUCUGUAACUCUGUAGCUCAGUGAGAUCUUAUGUAAUGUUUCCAGUGCUGCUGUGAAACUGGAAGCCCAGUUUUUCUUUCUCUGAGGCUGCUGUGGUUGCCUAGCAGCCUGGCCCGUGUUUGAGUUACUGGGGAGACUGGGAGGGAGAUUUAGAGUUUGGGCCUUCCAGCACGAGGGCCUGUUCAAAACUGCUUACUUGCCAUGGGCUCUUUUAUGGCUGUGCUUUUUUUUCUGUUUCAUGCAGAGGCUGAGGCCCUUAAUAAGAGAGAGGGAUGCGCAGCAGACGAUGGAGUUUGGUUAUGUAAGCGCUAUUAAGUGGGUUCCUUAAAGCAGAAUGGAUUCUGUCCGCUCAACCUAAGAGCAUGAUGUGGAAAGCGAGAAGAAAUUCUGUCUUUUUUAUUGCCUGAAGAGCAGUAGGUUCAUCACCUAGUGGGUGUUCUUUGCUCACAACCAGAAUUUUCUCUCAGGCCUAGCUGUUAUGCAUCUCUUCAGGAUGCUCACUUGACGCAAGCCUGUACUCUGUCGUCCAGGUGCACAAGCUGCCACUUCUCCUCCUCCUCCUCUCUUGUCACUCCGUUUUCCCUCACUAUCCUUACCUCUCUCGUGCUCCCUCUGCUUUUUCGUGUGGGUUAUUAGGUUUGAGGCGCAGUAGGUGGGCGGUAAGAGGAGAUGAAUGGGCUGAAUAGCCGCUGCAGAGCUGGGUGAUGUAUAGGGCCACAUGGGGAGGUCAUGACAGCAGCGGGUAAAAGAAGACAGAUAAAUGAAUGGCGUGGCCUGUCGCUCUGACAUCCGCUGAUGAAGGGUGCUAGGCAGCAGCAUUCAUCGACUCCACAGCCUGAAUAAUUAGGCAGGCCUGCAGAUCCAUGCAUCUCUCUGCCCGCCCCCCCUCCUUGCACUGGCCUAGUCUGGAGAGACAGCACACAUUCAGAUGGAAGGAGGGAGAAAGGGGGAAUGAUUAGAAGCAUGAGACAAAUGAGUGGGAGAGAGAGAUAAGGGAGGAUUUAGGAUGGAACUCUUUUUAUGUGAAAGGAUGUCCUUCAGGUGUCUCUGGCUUAAUCACUUAAUUACAGACAUAAUGCUUGUGUGGGUCUCUAUGGAGGUUCCUAUUUUGACAUCUUUCUAUCUGGGUUCAUACCUUUGUACGUUGUAUAUAUUUUUUCAACUUUUCUCCUUGUUCAAUUAAAGGAAUAGUUAAGCAAAAAAGUUUUGGAGACCCAAGACAUUUGGCAUCUACACUUGGCUUCUUCGGUUUUGUACUGUAGUUACACUGCAAAUGUGGCUAACAACUAAUGGUUAUAUAUAAUAAAGUUUUUAUACUGUAUUUAAAGUUUAUGAUGGUCACAAAAUGAUAAAUCUGAAAAAAUAAAUUUUCUUUGGGAACUA